Messenger RNA from Amphiprion ocellaris (clown anemonefish), 5615 nucleotides. RefSeq names its product tripartite motif-containing protein 65-like. The record is from RefSeq and is a predicted model, not a curated record. The coding region runs from base 662 to 2173 and encodes 503 amino acids. The transcript has 9 exons. Lineage: Eukaryota; Metazoa; Chordata; Actinopteri; Pomacentridae. Gene Ontology annotation, molecular function: protein binding.
CUGGUAAAACCGAGCACAGUCUCAGCUUAGUGAACGCAGCGUGACGUAGUCUUUGUUAUGAGAUUAGUAUUUGUUUUGAAAAUCUGCUGUGAUGCCGACCGACUGUUUACUUUAAGAAUGAUUUAACACAAAGAUCUGCUCCAGCAAACCUCAAAACAAGGAACAACAACUUUCAGCUGAGGGGUGCAUUCUUCAUUUACAGCUGCUGCUCGUCAUUUAAUGGAGGAGAAUAGUUUUAAAUGUGAGAACGGACAAAGAUACAGCCAAGUUUGCCUUCAUUGGCUGUAAAGACAUCAACGCCCGAGCUGUGCAGACUGAUGUGAUGUGUGGAUGUCCCAGAGAGCUUCUGUGUGAACCUGCACCAACAGUGUUCAGUGAGGUUGAAUAGUUCAUUCAGCUUUGUUUAUUCAGAAAGUCCCGUUGAGUUCGAGAUCUUUUUCACAAGAGAGACUGAACUACUCAUCACAUACACACAGUAUCACAACAGUCACUCAAAGCAAGCAUGACACUCACUCAACCAACCACACUAAUGACUAGAGUCACACAUAUCACAGACCCAGGAUGGUAAAGUCUGCAGUGUUGCAGUCCAGACCUAGUGCUGAGAACACCAGGUCUCUCCUCUAGUGGAAUAUUAGUAUUCCUGCUCUUAUCUUGAACAUCCAUGGAUCAGCCUCCUCCAGCUACAAUGGCUCAGGCCCUGCUCAGUGUGGACAGUGCACAGUUCAGCUGCUCCAUCUGUCUGGAGCUGCUCAGGGAUCCAGUCACCAUCCCAUGUGGCCACAGCUACUGCAUGAGCUGCCUCACAAAACACUGGGACCGCCAGCCAGUCUGCAGCUGUCCGCAGUGCAGAGCCACCUUCAGUCCCAGACCCAAGCUGGGCAGGAACAACCUGCUGGUGGAGAUGAUGCAGAAACUCAGUAUUGUGGGGCAGACUGAGGGCCCUUCUGCUCCUCCUCUGUAUGAGCUCCUGGCCUCUGCAGAGGGCCAAGGCUUUGAGCACGCCACCUUUGACGUGUCCUCCGUGCGUCCUGAAGCGACUGAUGGACAGAGGAUCUUGGGGGAAACACGCAGACAGCUGGCAGCACAAAUUAAAGAGAGGGAGUCAGAAGUUCAGCAGCUGAAACACAGUCUGAAGUCCUUCUCUCGUAUGGCCAAAGCAGCGGUGAAGGACAGCAGCAGGAUCUUCUCAGAGCUGAUGGAGUUUUUGGAGCACCGUCGUGUUGAGAUGAAGGAGCUGAUCAGGGCUCAGGAGAAGGCUGAACUGACUCGAGCUGAAAACCACCUCCAGCAUCUGGAGCGGCAGAUCUCAGAGCUGAGGAGGAGAGACGCUGAGCUGGAGGGAGUUUUCCACGCUCAGGAUCAGCAGCUGAUCGCGCAGAUGUGUCAGUCAUUUGGUCGUCCAGUCCCUGAGGCAAGCAGCUCUCUGACAGUCAGUCCACACAUCUCCUUUGGACCUGUGAGGAUGGCCAUCUCCCAGCUGAAGGAACAGCUGCAGACCCUGUACAACACAGAAUUUCCAAAUGUCACCUCUGCAGUAAAAACUGUAAGCCUUCUGCAAAUGGAAAAGACCAACACGGAAGUGUGUGAUUCUGCACACAUCCCUGCUUUGGACAACAGAGCUGAUCUCCUGCAGUAUUUCUGUCCGCUGUCUUUGGACCCGUUCACUGCACACAGGGAGCUUUCUCUGACUGAAGGAAACCACAUGGUCAGACGAACUGGAGAAAUACAGGCGUACCCAGACCACCCUGACCGCUUUGACUCCUGGGUCCAGGUGUUGUGUCGUGAGGGUCUACAAGGCCGCAACUACUGGGAGGUGGAGUGGGACGGCCACCAGGUGGCUCUGGGGCUCACCUACGAGAACAUUGGAAGAAAGGGAUCAUCGGAUCACUGCAGGCUGGGACACAACUCUCUCUCCUGGAGCCUCCAGUGCAGCUCGUCCUCUUUCGUCCUCUGUCAUGGAAACCAGAAGAAGACGGUGGAAGUUCCCUCCGGAUCUGUAUCCCGCAGGAUCGGGGUGUUCCUGGACCACGAUGUGGGUCUGCUCUGCUUCUACAUGGUGACACCCAGAGGAGUCCAUCUUCUGCACAGGGUGGAGACCAAAUUCGACAUGCCUCUCUACCCUGCAGUGUGGCUCGGAGCCAACUGUAGCGUCAGCCUCUGUACUGUCAACUGAGCACGGCCAUCCAAACAUCUACAUGGUAAACACAUGGAGUUUUUAGUGUUAUUUUAACUGACUCAGGUAUUAACCACUAGUGCAUGUCAGAAAAUUAGAAUAGUGACUUAAAAAUUCAAAUUUUAAAAGGUAAUCUUUCAUAUAUUCUGUAUUGACUGCACACAAAGUUUGAAUUUUUGGCUUGUAGCUCAUGAAAAUCAGAGAUCCAGCAUCUCAACUUGACCUUGAUAUUUACUAAGAUUAGUUAAAAAGAAAAAAGGAUUUACAAUACAGAAAUGUCAAGCAUCUGAAAAGUGUGUUUAUGUACUAAAUACCUAGUUGAGGCUCCUUUACUACAAAGUACAACAUCAGUGUGGUGUGGAAUGGAGGCACUGCUGAGAUGUUCGUGAAGCCCAGGCUGCUUUGAUAGAAGCCUUUAGCUCAGCUCAUCAUCUCAUCUUCCUCACUGCACCUUACGUGGGGUUCCUUGUUCAGGUAGCUGAGUUGGCUGUCCUGUCAAGCACAGUGAUAUCAUGGUCAGCAAACCAUUUGGUAGCAGUUUUGACUCUAUGGGCAGGUGCUAAGACUUUCAAGCCAGCAGUCUUCUGCAUGAUUGUACUUUUGUGUACUGAACUAGACCACCAGAUAUGCUACCGUUCAAAAGUUUGGGGUCAAUGUCCAAAUGUCCUUACUUUAGAAAGAAAAGCAGUUUUUUUCAAUGAAGAUAACAUUAAAUGAAUCAGAAAUCCAGUCUAGAUGUUAAUGUUGUAAAUGAUUAUUCUAGCUGUAAAAGAAAACCCUUGUGCAAUUAUGUUAGCACAUGAAAUAAACUAUGAGUUUUCUUAUGAAACAUGAAAUUGUCUGGGUGACCCCAAACUUUUGAACGGUAGUGCAGUAUUCAUACAUUUUAGAUUUUUUAUUUUUUUUUUUACUAAAACUUCAAAUGAAAUGUUCUAAUAUUUUGAGAUACCAGAUUUCUGAUUUUCACUACCUGUAAGCCAUAAUCAUCACAAUUUAAACAAAAACCGCUUGAAAUAUUAUACUGCAGGUGUAAUGAGUCUAGAAUAUGUUUAGUUUUGACUUUGUUAAUUCAAAGAAAAUUUACAUUUUUUCGCAACGUUUUAUUUUUUGAGAUGCACUAGUACAGCUCUACUGUUAUAUCAGCUGCUAGUCACUAGAACAUUUCAGUUAAGAAAUGCCAAUUAUAUAUUAUGAAAUAGGUUUUGAUUGGAGGUAAAACUGGAUCUAUCAUUAUGAAAGAGCCUUCCUGUACUUUAUAUUCUAUAUACAAGAACAACAGUAGAGGUUUAAAAAGAGAAGAUCAUAACUGAAACUAUAUUCAAUGCUUGUUAGAGCGAAGAGUGCUUUAUUGAAGGUCAGAUUUUUUUUAAUAGCUCGUGUUCAUCUAGGCUCUAGUAGAUAUACUGUAUAUUAUCAAUGCAGGCUGGUAAUACUGUCACAUAUGUUAAAGGAGCAGCCUUUACCUGAUAGCAGGUAGGUGCCUCAGAUUGCCACUCUGCCACCAUUGGUAUACGAGUGAUGAGAAAUACUUUGUAAAACACUUUGAAGAACCUCGCUAAGAUUCAAAAGUGCUUUGUAAGUGCUAACUAUUUAUCAUAUCAAUCUGUCUGACACAUGUAAUUUUAUCUUCAGUCAUAGUGGAAACAUUUUGCCUCUAAGGCGCUUUAGAAGCCCAGGUCUCACAGCAUUCCAGAUCUCCCAGGUGUGUUUCUGAUACACAAAGACCUCAGCAUUCAACACCUAGCCUGCCUUCCUUCAUUAUAAUAUUGCACUUUAAGCUUUGACUGUCUUGCUGAUGUAGAUUGAUUUUUGAAAGUUUGAGAACACUUUAGGAUUUUCUGUAUUUCUGCUUACAUAGGACCUAAAUAUAUGGCCAAGUUUAAUAUUUUGGCUUAUUUGUUCAAAUCAGAUGAUACUGUAAGUCAUAUUUUUACAGAAAUGUAGAAAACAGGCUCACAUCCUGUAGUGUGAAAUGAGGCGUCAUCUGCUUGUGCACUGUGGGACACUGACAUACGGAUGAAUUUUCUGCUGUGCAGAGAAUUGUGAGUCAGAAAGGCUUGAAAAGCAUGCUGGCUUGCAAAUUAGAGAGCAGAUGUUGGCAUUCUGCAUUUGACGUCUUUGGAACAUACUCAUUAUCUCAAAAGACAAAAGUUAUAUAGUCUGUUCCCAUCAUAACUUUUCAGUUACUAUAGAAGCAGGUCACAAAAACAUUUUCUCAUUUCAUCUAGUGCUGGUUAAGCUAUUCAGUUUUAAUUUCAUGUCCAUCUGAUCUGAGAAUACUGCCUCAACACCAAUACAGAAGAGGAAAAUGGAAUAAAAGGAUUCCCUAGCAGCAACACUGAGCAGUCCACCGACAUCACUAUCAGUUUAUUGUCAGGGGCCACUUCUAUAGGAAAAACUGUCCAGUGAGGUCUGUGGAGUCUCUAAAGUUUGUAAUUCUGUUCGUAUCCAUUGUAUUGAGGUGGGCGGACCAAGAAUCUAAACAAAUUCAUUGUUUUCUGUUUUCUCAAGCUAUACUCUUAAAUUCACGAGACAGCAGUUUCAGUGCAAGAGUUUGUUUUUAUUAUUAUUAACUGUUGACACAAUCAGCAGAGAAACAAAUCAUGACGAAGGACAGAAAAAGACAUACUGAGAUCAGAUCUUGUUGAAUGCUGCUACAUCAACACUCUGAACCUGAAACAGAGCAAAAAAAAAGAAAGAGAAAAGAUGUGAGAUGUAAGAAUACCUGCGUUAUUUUCUAAACUACCUCACAGGUGAGAAAUUCUGCUCCCGAUUUCUCUUUGCAAAACUGCUCAUAUUGCUCUAAGAACUGAAAUCUGAGCUUUUCUUAGUACCUCAUUUCAGCCACACGAUGGCAGCAAUGUGCUGCGGAUGUGUACAGUGGCCAGUGUGGUUACUGAUUACUCCUAAACCAGCCUGUUAGUCCCUGGUGUAACAGCAUACAUUCAGGUCAGAACUAUACAUGGGUUUCUCUGAAAAUUAUAAACUAGUGGUGUCUGACAAACCAGAGAGUCAAAUAAAAACACUUGCUGUGGUUCUGAAUGUAUCUCUACAUAACCUUCCAAGUGAAAAAUAAUCCUUUCACUGACAAGAGUUAUACCACAUGUUCUAAGUUGCACUUGUUUCCAAAUCAAGACAAUGAUGGCAGGCCACCAGCUGCCUGGGUAGAAAACAAAGGUACAACUAAGACCUUAUAUAUUGUAGUUUGCGGUGUUGCAUGUUCUAUUUUACACUUGAAUGUUUCUAACGUGUACUCUCACUGAUAUAAGGUGUUGAAAAAUGUUACAUAAGGAGGAUUUAUUGCUAGACAGUUGGUUUAGAUAUUAGCUUUAGCCAAAUGUACCUAUUAAAAAAGCAAUGUGUAGCUUACUUUCCAGUUUAUUUAUUUUGCUAAGGUGCCUUUCAGUAUCGACCAAAUCAAUAAAAAUCCGUCCACACAAAA